Molecule: messenger RNA, 2717 nt
Organism: Loxodonta africana (African savanna elephant)
Lineage: Eukaryota; Metazoa; Chordata; Mammalia; Proboscidea; Elephantidae
Gene: CSNK1E
Product: casein kinase 1 epsilon
Exons: 12
Coding region: 120-1415 (431 amino acids)
Biological process (GO): positive regulation of canonical Wnt signaling pathway; endocytosis; peptidyl-serine phosphorylation
Cellular component (GO): cytoplasm; nucleus
Molecular function (GO): ATP binding; protein serine/threonine kinase activity
Source: RefSeq, a predicted model, not a curated record
AGGCUGCGCCGGGCGGCUCGGCGAAUCCCCCGGCAUCCGCCCCGGCGGGCCGCCCCCGCCCGCGGCAGCUCCCCGAGCAGCGGCCCGGCACCGGCGCCUUCCCGGCGGGCAAGUGAAUCAUGGAGCUACGAGUGGGGAACAAGUAUCGCCUGGGGCGGAAAAUUGGGAGCGGGUCCUUCGGAGAUAUCUACCUGGGUGCCAACAUUGCAUCUGGUGAAGAAGUGGCCAUCAAGCUGGAGUGUGUGAAAACGAAGCACCCCCAGCUGCACAUUGAGAGCAAGUUCUACAAGAUGAUGCAGGGGGGAGUGGGGAUCCCAUCCAUCAAGUGGUGUGGAGCCGAGGGUGACUACAACGUCAUGGUCAUGGAGCUGUUGGGACCCAGCCUUGAGGACCUUUUCAACUUCUGCUCCCGCAAGUUCAGCCUCAAGACGGUACUGCUCCUGGCCGACCAGAUGAUCAGCCGUAUCGAGUACAUCCACUCCAAGAACUUCAUCCACCGGGAUGUCAAGCCUGACAACUUCCUCAUGGGGCUGGGAAAGAAGGGCAACCUGGUGUACAUCAUCGACUUCGGCCUGGCCAAAAAGUACCGGGACGCCCGCACCCACCAGCACAUCCCCUACCGGGAAAACAAGAACCUGACUGGCACCGCCCGCUACGCCUCCAUCAACACGCACCUGGGUAUUGAGCAAAGCCGCCGAGAUGACCUGGAGAGCUUGGGCUACGUGCUAAUGUACUUCAACCUGGGCUCCCUGCCCUGGCAGGGCCUCAAAGCGGCCACCAAGCGCCAGAAGUACGAGCGGAUCAGUGAGAAGAAGAUGUCGACGCCCAUCGAGGUCCUGUGCAAAGGCUACCCCUCCGAGUUCUCAACAUACCUCAACUUCUGCCGCUCCCUGCGGUUCGACGACAAGCCCGACUACUCCUACCUGCGCCAGCUCUUCCGCAACCUCUUUCACCGGCAGGGCUUCUCCUACGACUACGUCUUCGACUGGAACAUGCUCAAAUUCAUGCAGCCCCCCUCAUGCCAGCCCCCCGCCCUUCCCUGUGGAUGGCACCAGGACCAACUAGGGUGCAGCCCGGAACCCCGAGGACAUGGACCGGGAGCGGCGAGAACACGAGCGGGAGGAGCGGAUGGGGCAGCUGCGGGGGUCCGCGACCCGGGCCUUGCCCCCUGGCCCCCCCACAGGGGCCACUGCCAACCGGCUCCGCAGUGCCGCCGAGCCCGUGGCUUCCACCCCAGCCUCCCGCAUCCAGCAAGCUGGCAAUACUUCUCCCAGAGCAAUCUCACGGGUCGACAGGGAGAGGAAGGUGAGCAUGAGGCUGCACCGGGGUGCACCCGCCAACGUCUCGUCCUCCGACCUCACUGGGCGGCAAGAGGUCUCCCGUAUUUCAGCCUCACAGACAAGCGUGCCGUUUGACCAUCUCGGGAAGUGAGGAGGAGCCACCAUCUGACCAGUGUUUGCUUAGUGUCUUCACUGUAUUUUCUUUUAAAAAACAAAAAAAAGAUGGAAAAAAAAAAAAAACCGCUCGAAAGAACAAAAAGAAAAAACCCAGCACAAAACCGACGAUGGAUUUUGUUUGAUUUUUUUUUUUUUCCUUUCGCCAAUGGCAAGAAGAUGGGGUGCUCUCCCCGUGAGGAUUCUUGUCUCCUGCAUUCCCCACUGCCCCAACCGUCAGGCUGCCAAACGCUUUUCCGACGCCAGGCUACACAUGCCAAAUGCCAAGGCCCUACCCGACCACCCAUACCGUGCCAGCCACCACGCAGGCGCCAGCUGGCCAGGGACCGUCUCAGUGUCGGAGACGCAGUUGAUCAUCCCGUGCCGUCGGGAGGGGCCCGAGGAGCGGGCGCGGCGGUGGGGGAGGGUCUGGCUGGGGGAGGCAGCAGGCUUCGUGCCACCAGGUGUUCCUGAGCCCCAGGACUGCAGGACACACCCAUGGCCCACCGCCUCCAAGAUGAUAGUGGCCGGCUUUCUGUGUUGGGCUUUUUCCAGUGUUCCCUGAGCAUUUGGGUCCCUCCUGUGCCUCUCCAUGAAGACCUUGCAGAGUGGGUGAAGAGGUGGUGGGGCUGAGAGUUCUUGUGCGCGUGCGUAUAUGUCUGUGACCUGUAUUUUCCUGGACAGCAGGUGCUCCAGCCCCACCUGCCAGGCCGCUUUUCUGUUCUCCUCCCCCUGACAAGGACAUGGGGGUGGGCACUGACCCCCCAGGUCCCUCAAGAGGGGGACACAGAGGAUCCUCACUAUGCCCAACCCCCAGACUGUCAUCAGCCUGUGGCAACCCCUUCCCACUCUUAGGGCAGAGUCCGUGGAGACCACUUCCACAGAGCAUCUGGCUCUUGGGUUAUAAAUUCAUUCCCAGGCCCUGACAGUUACCUGGGGUCCCCACUUUCCCUGGCUUCCACCUCUCUGAGGAGGAGCCUGGGGUCAGGCUGAGUGUGGGUUUCUCUAUCCUUCCUAGUUCUGACCUGUUUUUUGUUUUUAUUUUUGUUUGUUUUCUCCGUGUGUGUAUUUCCUAAUUUAUUUACCUUUGUUUCCCCUUGUUUUCUUUUCUUUUUUUUAAUUAAAGAGCAAAGCUUUUUAUUACUUUGUAAUUUAAAAAACUGAAAAAAAAAAAUACUGAAGAACUUUGGGGGGAAUUUUGUACUUUUUUCCUGUGUAAAUAUUGGACUUUUUUGAGCUUUAUUGUGGUUGUUAAUUUGAAGUAAUAAAGUAGAAAAGGAUAAA